Pieris napi is the source of this 1849-nucleotide messenger RNA. RefSeq names its product L-threonine ammonia-lyase-like. Gene Ontology annotation, molecular function: threonine deaminase activity; L-serine ammonia-lyase activity. Gene Ontology annotation, biological process: L-threonine catabolic process; L-serine catabolic process. NCBI's taxonomy places the organism in Eukaryota, Metazoa, Arthropoda, Insecta, Lepidoptera, Pieridae. The transcript is spliced from 11 exons. The record is from RefSeq and is a predicted model, not a curated record. The coding region runs from base 414 to 1841 and encodes 475 amino acids.
UGACCUAUUAACACCACACGAAUAUGUAUGGAAAUGGUGACGUGACAAAGAAUGAGCUAAUAUCAUUCUCAUACCAAUUCCUUUGCCAGUAGUGGGUCGUGUCCUGAAGUGAUUGUCUUAAGCCCCUUACGUCAAAGUUAAAAUCAAGCAUUAAAUUUGAAUGUUUAUAUAAUCUGUAUUAUUUAUGUUAAUCUUAGAAUAAACAAAAUUAACCCCUCUGUGCAACCCGAUGUAGUCAACAAUGUAGUGUGACAGUUAAGCUGUCGCAAGUGGUUCGUAUAAAUAAAUAAAUUGCAAUAAAAAUGUCUUAAUUAAACAAUAAUUUAUUAUGAAAAUCCAUACACACAUAUAAUAAUAUUAUGGCUCUAUAACAAAUCAAUCUACAUAUAUUAAGUUAAUUACAUAAUUCUACUAUGGAAAAACUCCCUAAACUUAAAUUUGAACAAGAACCGCUGAAAGAAUCUUUAGGUGAAGCUCCCGCAGUAUUGGCUAAAAGAAAACCUGUCUGUCCUACCCCUUGGUGUCCUACUUCAGAAGAACAAAUAGAUCCGUCUUGCGAUCCUGAUUUUCCAAAAACAAUAACAUAUAAAGAUAUCUUAACUGCUUACCGUGCGAUAAGUGAAGAAAUACCAAGGACUCCUCUAGUGCGAUCAAAAUGUUGUGCUAAAUUUGAUAUGGAAAUAUUCUAUAAAGUUGAGAUAUUUUAUCAAACUGGCAGCUGUAAUGAAAGAAAAGCGUUUUACGCGUUGUCCGUAUUAAAUGAGGACGAGAAAUGUCAUGGUGUUAUCACAGCUUCUUUGGGCAAUUGGGCGUUGGCUUUGGCAUUUUAUGGUCAACGUUUAGGCAUACCCGUGACUGUGGUUCUACCGUCAACGACACCAGUUUAUGUUGUGGGAAAGUGUCAUGAACUAGGUGCCUUUGUUGUGUCUUACGGAGAGACUCUGGAUGAUGCUAGGCGACAGGCAUUUGUUAUGCUUAAAAAGAGGGGACAAGUGUAUAUAAACGGAUACGAUAAUCCCAACGUCAUAGCUGCAUCUGGUUCAAUAGGGAUCGAGAUCUUGGAACAACUACCAGAGACCGAUGCAAUCAUAGUACCUGUGGGUGGAGGCGGUCUUCUUGCUGGCAUAUCAGCCGCAGUUAAGCAUAUCAAACCAGGAAUAUUAGUAUACGGUGUGCAAACAAAAACUUCAAGAUCGUUCUUCAAUGCCAUGGAAAAGGGACGCCCGUACCAAACAGUUGUGACGCAUAAUUUAGCCACAUCUUUAAUAGUGCCCACGGCUGGAUACAACGCUUUCCAUACGGCAAGGGGCCUCAUUGAUAAAAUGGUUUUAGUUAAUGACGAUUGCAUAUCACGCGCGAUGCUACAUUUGGUAGAAGAAGAAAAGCUUAUAGUCGAAGGAGCAGGCGCAGCAAGCUUGGCUGCAUUUAUGUCAAUGCCAAAUAUACUUCCAGAGUUAAAGAAGAAAACUGUUGUUUGCGUAUUGACUGGUGGAAACAUAGACACUUUGAUCCUUCCUCGGUGUUUGGAAAGAGCGAAAAUAAUCGAAGGUCGAAUUGUUAAAUUGAGUGUACGUUUAAGUCUCGAUGAGCCAUGGGAACACCUUAAGGUGCUCAGUAUGAUAGCUAAUGUUGGUGCAAAUGUUAUUCAAUACCUAUCUGAGAAACCAUUACUCGACGACGAUUUCGAUAAAAGUUAUCUAAAAGUACUCUGUGAAACCCGUGAUAUUGGACAUGCAUGUACACUCAAGAGAGUAAUGGAGCGUCUUUUUCCAAAUAAAUGUCAAUUUUAUGAAGAGCCGUACUGUCCGGUCCCUAUUUGCGCAUGUUUUCCUCGAUGUUAGAUAGGUAC